UUCCAUCGAUCCGGCAUUCAGUUUGAUCUGUUCAGACACGCCAAAAUGAAGUUCGGCCUCGUAUUCCUGCUGCUCGCCUGCAUCUGGUGCCUGUCCGCAGCUACUCCUGGAAAGCCGCGCCCCAGCAAUCCUCGCCCCACCUCCCAUCCACGCCCAAUACGCGUGCGCCGCGAGGCAAUGGCCAUCGUCGAUCGUUUGGAACUCAUCCAGCCCGCUGUCGCUGCCAGGAGUCCACCAAUUCUGCCGGCUUGAUGGUAGGCUUCUUGCCGCAAAAAGGGGGCAAAACCAAGCAUGCCAUUUUUUUAUAAUAACUUGGCUUUUGUUUGAAUAAAUUGUGCCCCCAAAAUAUACGAAUUUUUUCGAAAAACAAUUAUAAUAAAGAAGAAUUCUAGGGGAUUUCUGUGUGUUAUCUCUCAAAUGGCAAA
Molecule: messenger RNA, 425 nt
Organism: Drosophila obscura
Lineage: Eukaryota; Metazoa; Arthropoda; Insecta; Diptera; Drosophilidae
Product: drosocin
Exons: 1
Coding region: 46-252 (68 amino acids)
Source: RefSeq, a predicted model, not a curated record